GUGGUGUUUUUCACGAUGCGUGCCGCUAUCUCACCUCUGCCGGCGGCGUGGGCUUUGGAAAAAUCUACAGACGGCAAGGUUUACAGCGCAUGGCAAUACUUUGCGGCAGACGACGACGAGUGUCGGGAGCGUUUCGGUCUGGCAGCUCACAGUGCUAACUACAUCUUCAAGAACGACUCCGAAGUGAUAUGCUCGACGCAAUUUUCCUCCGUAGACCCGCUCGAGAGUGGUGAAAUCAACCUUUCGCUCAUCACCGGUCGACCAAGUGAGAAAACGACUUCACAAGAGCUGCUCAAUUUCACCUUGGCUCGCUACAUUCGGAUUCGCCUGCUGCGUAUGCAUACCGCAGUGUUUCGAGAUGGCGUCAGUGCCGACAGUGGAGUGGACAUUCAGGCGCAGGCGAAACGAAGCUUCUACACCAUUCGUUCGCUGCGGAUCGGUGGGCGGUGUUUCUGCUCCGGACAUGCUGCAAAGUGCAAAGCCAACGAUAAUAACAUAGACAAUCAGCCGCGGUGCGAAUGCAUGCACAACACUUGCGGGACCCACUGCGAUCGGUGUUGUCCGUUGUACAACCAGAGACCCUACCGAGUUGGAACGCCGUUUCAGGCUAACAAGUGUGAAAAGUGUGAGUGUAACGGCCAUGCCAAGGAAUGUUAUUACGAUCGGGACGUGGACGAAAAGGGACUUAGCGUGAAUGUCCGCGGGAAGCUCAGUGGUGGAGGCGUCUGUAUGAAUUGCACCAAAUUUACCACUGGCAUCAACUGCGAAAAGUGCAUUCCUUUUUAUUACCGGCCCUCGGAGAGAAUGCCAAACGCAGAAGAACCAUGUGUGCCGUGUAAUUGCAGUGCAAAAGGAUCUACUGGUGAAUGUAAUCCGAUUGGUGGCGAAUGCGUUUGUAAGAAAGGAUUCACGGGUUCCAGAUGUAUGGAGUGUGCUCCCGGUUAUCAUGGAGAAAACUGUACGAAAUGCCUAUGUGACAUAAAAGGAACAAUGCCUGGAGGUGAAUGCGAGUCACAUUGUCAGUGCAAGUUGCACGUGGAAGGGAAACGGUGUUGA
Molecule: messenger RNA, 1056 nt
Organism: Aedes aegypti (yellow fever mosquito)
Lineage: Eukaryota; Metazoa; Arthropoda; Insecta; Diptera; Culicidae
Product: laminin subunit alpha-1-like
Exons: 2
Coding region: 16-1056 (346 amino acids)
Biological process (GO): axon guidance
Cellular component (GO): basement membrane
Source: RefSeq, a predicted model, not a curated record